This is a messenger RNA of Amphibalanus amphitrite, 3789 nucleotides long. Its product is annotated as neprilysin-21-like. Gene Ontology annotation, molecular function: metalloendopeptidase activity. Gene Ontology annotation, biological process: protein processing. NCBI's taxonomy places the organism in Eukaryota, Metazoa, Arthropoda, Thecostraca, Balanomorpha, Balanidae. Gene Ontology annotation, cellular component: plasma membrane. The transcript is spliced from 9 exons. The record is from RefSeq and is a predicted model, not a curated record. The coding region runs from base 1067 to 2248 and encodes 393 amino acids.
GCUCAGAGAAUAUAAAAUGUACAUGACGCAGAUUACUUUAAUUUCUUGGUGAUGGUUUAACAUGGUGGCAGCGGUGUGGAGUUAGUUUUAUAUCCAGAAUUACGAAUCAUGGACGAAGAAGGAGCUGUCUCGGCGCCUUCGCCAAAAGUUUCAGUGGCGGAUUUUCCGACUUAUGACGGCUUUUCAAGGCCAGACGACUUCCUCGCUCAAUGCAAGCGUCUCGGCGACCUGGGUGGGUUCACUUCAGACAAGUUGGGCAUGAUCGUCGCUACACGCUGCUCCGGUGAGGCUCUGCGUGUCGUCAAUGAGACAGAAAGUUUGAACGGUGGCCUGACAUUUACUUCAUUGUGUGCGGAACUCAUGAGUCAUUUUUCGGACCAAACUUCCACAGCACAAGCUGCUAUGAAACUGUCACAGCUCCGGAAGCAACCACAAGAACGCGCUCGUGACUAUGGCAUAUCAGUGCGGCGCUUGGUGCGACAGGCAUGCCCCGAUUUUUUCUGCACUAACGGCCAGGUCAAGAACAUAUGCAAGCCGGCCUAUAGUGCCACAUUGUACCGGCAUUUUGUGGCCGGCCUAGACCAACACGACAUCACCCUCUUGUCGCGUCUUAAAGUCACUACGUUCGAGGAAGCAAUAGCUGAGUUAUCGCGCGAGGAGUCACUGCAAGAGUCUGUGCAGACAGCGCAUGAAUCUUCUUCAGUGCGCACAGCCCCAAGAUCGGUUCAAUGGGCCAAUCCGAUCAGUCGCAGUUCUUCACCGUACCGCGACGAUGCAGCCCAGACCCAGCCCGUGAUCCAGAGCCAAAGUAAGAUCAGGCACCAAUCUCCGGACGGGGUUGGCCCACACAGUCACCUACAGAAGCAGCAGGAGCGGCACCGGCAAAGUGGCUCGCCCUCCCCGCCCUGGCGGCACAGACGUAGUCCUUCGCCGCCUUACGAGAGUGAUCACUCACAUAGGUGGCCGGGCAGCCGUCGGAGUCCAAACAGAGCUCGCGGACGCAGCCCUUCACCAUCUGAACCAGAACGGAACGACUACCACCGACAGCAAUGGCAGCCUGGCUGGGAUGACUAUCACCAGCAGCAAUGGCAGCCCGGACGGGGCGGCCGUUACUACUACCAGCAGCAAUGGCCACCUGGACGGGGCGGCCGUGGCUGGCGAGGUCAGCGGCCUCCCGGCGCCUGGGGAAGGCGCACACCGCCCCGAGGAGGGUCAAACAACGAACACCCACCUGACGGCUUUCACGGUAUCGGCUCUGGUCUCGGAAAUCAGAGACGAGCUCAUUCGAGGGAUAGAAAAGCGUAACAUCCAGACACCGUCGCCUAUCUACCAGACUGCACUGGAGAAACUACGGCGACUCCGCAGCUUCAUCGCUGCCUCAGACAGCUUUUGGGAUGACCACUUUAUCAACAGUCACUCUGCCAGCCUAGGACACCGGCUGCAUAUGCAGGAGCCCAGUCACCAUCGUCUGCUGCGAUUAAUGAAGACGCUGACGUCGAUCGGUGACACCUUCUCCGACCAGUACCUGGCAUCAGACUUUCAGGCUGAAGACACCAUUUGGAGUUACGUCGUUCAGCCCUACUCGCCAAACGCCUACUACCUAACGGACCGUAACGCAGUGGUGAUACCGCUGGCGUUCCUGUCUGAGCCGUACCUGUUUGACGAUGUACCGCGGUACAUUACGAUGGCGGCGCUCGGUACCACGAUCGCUCACGAACUGCUGCACAGUGUUGGUGUUACAGGGUUUUAUUUCAACAGUGCCGGGGAGCUCCACUCGCUGUCAGAGGACACAGAACACCAGCUGUCGGAUCUCCGACAUUGUGUCCGACAUCAGUUCACGCGGAAUCUCAGCCGGGAAGUGGAGAUCAGCGGGCUCUUGUUCAGCGCACAGCCGAACGGCGAGCUAACGCUGGACGAAAACCUUUCGGACCAUGACGGUCUGGCGCUAGCUUGGCGGACCUAUCACAGAUGGCAGCACCGUCACCGCCACUCGCCAGAGCCCCGACUGCCCGGAGUUCAGGGCAGCGUUCGACAAACCUUCCUCUUAGCAUUAGCGCAGACGUACUGUGCGAAGGUAGCGCCGGUGAGCUACAUUACGUCUGCAGAGGUGGACACCCACCUGCCCAAUCCUGAAAGGAUAAACGCCAUGAUGCGUCACUUCCCCGGGUUCGCCGCUGCCUUCGGGUGUCCUGUCGGGUCCCAAAUGAGACCCGAACACCAAUGCAGCCCCAUCUGGUUACCACUGUGAUGAAGUGAUCCCUGCGUUUGACUAUCUGCCGAGAAACAGAGUGAAACAUGUGAGGAGACAGAGGCCGACUGUCUCUUACAUGACAUCCAAGAUGGUGCCGGGGCGAUACAAUUUCAAACAUUGACUGCUGACUUCUCAUCAAUCAGUCGUCCAUGGCCAUGAUCUUGCCGGUGUAAGCUUUUCGGGUAUAUUUUUGUUAACUGAAAAAGUGCGAUGGAUUGCCACCAUUGGACGACCACUCACUAGCCGACAACGGACAGUGAACGUACUGUGGCGACACUGGGUGGCCUGUUGGCGUGCUUUGAGGUUUCACAGACUAGCCCAAGUGACUCCGCAGUGACCUCGGAUAAACGACCGGCGUGGAGCCUCGGUAUGCUGCAGGCUCAGAGACUAGCCGAGUUAACUCAGGACGUAGCUUGUGGGAAUAGCAGUCUGUCAUCAAGUUGUGGUGGUUGAGUCGUGUUUCGUGAUGACAUCGACAAAAUACCAGCGCUGGUUGCUGUCUCAGAGAGUCCAUUACGGAAAGCAUACAAUGGUCUGACCAUGCAGCGCAUGUGCUCUGCGCAUCUCGAGACUAGAAUCUAUGGACAUGUGAACGAGUGUGGAUACGUGUACGAGGUGUGACGUCAUGUUUGGCGUCAUCAGGUGACAUGCCAGCGUACCUUAGUGCACAACCCGUGUGUUGAAACUUGACAUGUUUGUUGUUUUCCCAGGCCAGUAGAGGAAUGAGCAUGGUUUGACUUUGUGAAUUGUUUUUCGUGCUCCAGAAAAAAAACAUUGUGGGACAGGUGUGAAAAAAGAGUUGUAAAAUCGCUGAUCUACUUGAACGCAAAUGGUUACCUACACCAACGUCUUUCUUUGUCUACUGAAUGAAAAAUUCAACAGUAAUGUUAAUAUUGCAGCAACCAACGUUUAUAAAUGCGUUAGCGACGCUGGAGCGGUUGCGAUUGGUGCCAAGUUGCGCUGUGGUGGAGGCAGGAAACGCACAAAUCCUGUCAUCAUAUGGAAUGCCAGCUUCCCGGUUUGGAUUUGAGUGUGAUGCUAGCGAUUCGGAUUUCGGACAGCCUCGUAUAGGCAGUGACAGCUGUGUGAGCCCUCCGUGGAAUGGUGCAGUACCAAUACAGGGUUUUGGUCGCGGGUACGCAUCGGUGGGCUGCCCCAUGUGUCAGUGUUCGCGGUGUGUCAGUGAGGGAUGUCAGUGACAACAAUGACACUUGCCACGCAAGAGCAUCCCGCUGGGGCCGUUGCCGCGCAAUGAUGUGCGCGAAACUGUGAGAGCGUGUAGAAAAGCAGGGUAUAUCGAGUCCUAUGCCGGUACAAAUGUAUGGGUCGUGUUCGUUUUAUUCGGUUAUCUCUUUGUACGGGCUCUUGGCUGUUUGCGUACUGUUUGCAGAUAGAAAAAUUAGUCACUACAGUUUGAUAUUUUUGUAAGAAGUUACGCAUCCACUGAAAUUCUUGAUGCUUUGCGUAUUGAAAGGGAUAUUGUUUGACACUAAGCACUUUGUACAUAUGCGUUAGGCUGAAAUAAAUGAAAUGUUUUA